This is a messenger RNA of Aethalodelphis obliquidens (Pacific white-sided dolphin), 7494 nucleotides long. It is a transcript of the gene CHL1, whose product is annotated as cell adhesion molecule L1 like. The transcript is spliced from 28 exons. Lineage: Eukaryota; Metazoa; Chordata; Mammalia; Artiodactyla; Delphinidae. Gene Ontology annotation, biological process: axon guidance; brain development; cell-cell adhesion. Gene Ontology annotation, cellular component: plasma membrane; axon. The coding region runs from base 320 to 4030 and encodes 1236 amino acids. Gene Ontology annotation, molecular function: cell-cell adhesion mediator activity. The record is from RefSeq and is a predicted model, not a curated record.
CUGGGAGCGGCCGGCCAGAAACUCCCGUGGAUCCGCCGGGAGCUGCUGGACCCCCACGUCCCUCUCUCGUUCCAAGCCAGCCUGAGGGAGAGGUUUUCCCGAGGGAAGGUACUGAACGGAUCUGGUGCAGGAAGCGACUCAGUGAUGUGGUUACAGAGAUGAAUGAAACAGCCCCUGCUCUCAAAUAUUUUUACAAUCUAAUGAGGGGAACACAAAACUAACAUCACAGGUUAACCACGUUCUUCUCAGCUUUCAACCAAAAGUAAGAAGAGACAUUAGGAUUUUCAUUCUUUCUGGGUUGCUUCCUUCCUGAAGAACAAUGGGGAUGCUGUUAAGUGGAAGAGGAUUAAUCACAUCUCUAAUUUUCUUCUUGUUAAAAUUCUCAACAGCUGUUGAUAUACCACUUUCAGUUCAACAGGUUCCAACAAUCAUAAAACAGUCAAAAGUACAAGUUGCCUUUCCUUUUGAUGAGUAUUUUCAAAUUGAAUGUGAAGCUAAGGGAAAUCCAGAACCAACAUUUUCGUGGAGUAAGGAUGACAAGCCUUUUGAUCUCUCUGACCCUCGGAUAAUUGUAUCUAACAACUCAGGAACAUUCAGGAUCCCGAAUGAGGGGCACAUAUCUCACUUUCAAGGGAAAUACCGCUGCUUUGCUUCUAAUAAACUGGGAAUUGCUAUGUCAGAAGAAAUGGAAUUUAUAGUUCCAAAUGUUCCAAAAUUCCCAAAAGAAAAAAUUGACCCUCUUGAAGUGGAGGAGGGUGAUCCAAUUGUCCUCCCGUGCAACCCUCCCAAAGGCCUCCCACCUUUACACAUUUAUUGGAUGAAUAUUGAAUUAGAACACAUCGAACAAGAUGAAAGAGUAUACAUGAGCCAAAAGGGAGAUCUGUACUUCGCAAAUGUGGAAGAAAAAGACAGUCGGAAUGAUUACUGUUGCUUUGCUGCAUUCCCAAGAUUAAGGACUAUCGUGCAGAAAAUGCCUAUGAAACUAACAGUUAACAGUUUAAAGCAUGCUAAUGACUCGAGUUCAUCCACAGAAAUUGGUUCCAAGGCGAAUUCAAUCAAGCAGAGGAAACCCAGACUACUGUUGCCUUCUCCGGAGAGUGGCAGUGAGUCGUCCGUUACCAUCCUCAAAGGGGACACCCUACUGCUCGAGUGUUUUGCUGAAGGCCUACCAACUCCACAGGUUGAUUGGAACAAAAUGGGAGGCGAUUUACCAAAGGGAAGAGAAACAAAAGAAAAUUAUGGCAAAACUUUGAAGAUAGAGAAUGUCUCCUAUCGGGACAAAGGAAACUAUCGCUGCACAGCCAACAAUUUCUUGGGAUCAGCCAUUCAUGAUUUUCAUGUUAUAGUAGAAGAAAAUGUUGAUGAGCUCUUCAGUUUAUCUCCAGAGCCCCCUCGCUGGACAAAGAAACCUCAGAGUGGCGUGUACAGCACUGGGAGCAGUGGUAUCCUGUUGUGUGAGUCUGAAGGAGAACCUGAGCCCGCAAUCAAGUGGAGAGUCAAUGGUUUCCCAAUUGAGAGAAAUCCAUUUUCUGGUGACGUCAUCUCCCCCAGGGAAAUCAGUUUUACCAAUGUGCAACCGAAUCACACUGCUGUGUACCAGUGUGAAGCCUCGAACAUCCAUGGCACUAUCCUUGCCAAUGCCAACAUCGAUGUUUUAGAUGUCCGUCCAUUGAUACAAACUGCAGAUGAAGAAAAUUAUGCCACGGUGGUGGGGUACAGUGCUUUCUUACACUGUGAGUUCUUUGCUUCACCCGAGGCAAUUGUGUCCUGGCAGAAGGUGGAAGAAGCAAAACCCCUUGAAGGCAGACGGUAUCAUUUCCAUGAGAAUGGCACGUUACAGAUCAGUGAGACCACAGAAGAAGAUGCUGGGUCCUACUCUUGUUGGGUAGAAAACGCUAAAGGAAAAACAGCAGUCACAGCCAAUUUGGAUAUUAGAAAUGCUACAAAACUUAGAGUUUCUCCUAAGAAUCCUCGUGUCCCCAGAUCACACACACUUGAAUUACAUUGUGAGAGCAAAUGUGACUCACAUUUGAAAUACAGUUUAAAAUUAUCCUGGAGUAAAGAUGGAGAAGCCUUUGAAAUUAAUGGCACAGAGGAUGGCAGGAUAAUUAUUGAUGGAGCUAAUUUGACUAUAUCUAAUGUCACCGUAGAAGACCAAGGUGUCUACUCGUGUUCAGCUCACACUGCUCUAGAUAGCACUGCUGCUAUGACUCAAGUAACUGUCCUUGAUGUUCCGGACCCGCCAGAAAACCUUCACUUGUCUGAAAGACAGAACAGAAGUGUUCGGCUGACAUGGGAGGCUGGAGAUGAUCACAACAGCAAUAUUAGCGAGUAUAUUGUAGAAUUUGAAGGAAACAGAGAGGAACCUGGAAGGUGGGAAGAAUUGACUAGAGUCCAAGGAGAGGAAACAACAGUCAUGUUAUCUUUGGCUCCGUAUGUGAGAUACCAGUUCAGGGUCAUAGCCGUGAAUGAAGUAGGGAGAAGCCAGCCUAGCCAGCCAUCAGACCAUCAUGAAACACCCCCAGCAGCUCCAGACAAGAAUCCACAAAACAUAAGGGUUCAAGCUUCUCAACCCAAGGAAAUGAUUAUCAAAUGGGAGCCUCUGAAACCCAUGGAGCAGAAUGGACCUGGACUGGAGUACAGAGUGACCUGGAAACCACAGGGAGCCCCGGUGGAGUGGGAGGAAGAAACAGUCACAAACCACACCCUGCGGGUGAUGACGUCUGCUGUCUAUGCUCCAUAUGAUGUCCAGGUCCAAGCCAUCAAUCACCUGGGCUCUGGCCCUGAGCCUCAGUCAGUGAUUCUGUAUUCUGGAGAAGACUAUCCUGAUACAGCUCCAGUGAUCCAUGGGGUGGAUGUGAUAAACAGCACAUUAGUUAAAGUUACUUGGUCAACAAUUCCAAAGGAAAGAGUACAUGGACAUCUGAAAGGAUAUCAGGUAAAUUGGUGGAAAACAAAAAGUCUGUUGGAUGGAAGAACAUAUCCUAAAGAAGUAAACAUUCUGAGAUUUUCAGGACAAAGAAACUAUGGAAUGGUUCCUUCCCUAGAUGCCUUUAGUGAAUUUCACUUAACAGUCUUAGCCUAUAAUUCCAAAGGUGCUGGUCCAGAGAGUGAGCCUUAUAUAUUUCAAACACCAGAAGGAGUACCUGAAAAGCCAACUUUUCUCAAGGUCAUCAAAGUUGAUAAAGACACUGCCACUUUAUCCUGGGGACUACCUAAGAAAUUAAAUGGAAACUUAACUGGCUAUCUAUUACAGUACCAGAUAAUAAAUGACACCUAUGAGAUUGGAGAACUAAAUGAUAUCAACAUUACAACUCCAUCAAAGCCCAGCUGGCGUCUCUCAAACCUCAGUGCAACUACCAAGUACAAAUUCUACUUGAGGGCUUGCACUUCAAAGGGCUGUGGAAGACCCAUCACCGAGGAAAGCUCCACGUUAGGAGAAGGGAGUAAACGUGUCGGGAAGAUAUCAGAAGGAGUAAAUCUUACUCAAAAGAUUCACCCAGUAGAGACAUUUGAGCCGGGAGCUGAACAUAUAGUUCGCCUAUUGACUAAGAAUUGGGUUGAUAACAAUAGCAUUUUUGAAGAUGUAAUUGAGACAAGAGGGAGAGAAUAUGCUGGUUUAUAUGAUGACAUCUCCACGCAAGGCUGGUUUAUUGGAUUGAUGUGUGCGAUUGCUCUUCUCACCCUAAUGUUGUUGACUGUUUGCUUUGUGAAGAGGAACAAAGGUGGAAAGUACUCAGUAAAAGAAAAGGAAGAUCUGCAUCCAGACCCAGAAGUUCAGUCAGUGAAAGACGAAACCUUUGGUGAAUACAGUGACAGCGAUGAAAAACCUCUCAAAGGAAGCCUUCGCUCCCUUAACAGGGAUAUGCAGGCCACAGAAAGUGCCGACAGCUUAGUCGAUUAUGGAGAAGGUGACCACGGUCUAUUCAGUGAGGAUGGGUCAUUUAUUGGCGCCUAUGCUGGAUCGAAGGAGAAAGGAUCGGUGGAAAGCAAUGGAAGUUCUACAGCACCAUUUCCACUCCGAGCGUAAACGCAGAGCAUAGAAACCCAUCAGCGGUGCACACCAACAUUCCAUCUGUAUCUGCUUCAAGGGAGCAAGAACUUUUCCUCUAGGAAGAGAAACAUUGUGGCAAAAGACUAUCCAGAAUUCCAACUUCCUGCAGUUGUGUUGAGAACAAUAGCACUGCCUUGAAAAAGUAAAACACCUAGCACUACACGCCUGUGUUUUUUUUUUUUUUCCAGGUGCUCAAAAUGUAGAACACAAAAGAAAUCCUGUAUUUAGAUUCACCUCACCUGAAUCCAAAGUAUCCAUCCAGUGAACUCCAUAUUUGCCUGGUUUUACUCUUCACUGUGUUUGCAGAGAUGUUGCUACCUUGUGGGUUUUCUGUGUAUGCACAUGUGUAUUCCGUCUCGGAGAACUGUCUUAGUGACUUCGCUUCCUGACAGGUUAAAAGAUGGUAAGCAAACUGGUUAUUUAAAAUGUAAAGAGAAUGAAUGUCUUACUUAAACAGUUCGUGGAAUAUAUACAGUCUAAAUUUAUUAUUUAAAAUUUGAGUAGUAGAAGUCUUAGGUGAACGAUCAACUAGUAUUUAUUGAGCGCCUAACUCUUUGCCCAGAGACGGUCAUGCUUAAACAGAAUUCUACCUUUUUCAGUUUCAACGUGAAUUUGUAAUUUCUGUCACUCAUCACAUCUACAAAAAACAUCUUUGUUUUUUGUGUUUUUGUGUUGGACUCAAUUCAGCUGCAAAAGAAGCAGUGGUCAGGUUAUCUUAUGAAAGAACAGGCAGGAGGUGUCCGUGAUGCUGUGGUCUAAUAAUUGGUAUCUAUUUAAUAGCUCCAUUUCUAAACUGACUGCCUGUACCUUUUCUCUAUGUUUGUAUAAUGUUAUGUUCCAUAUAUUUCAUGAAUGCAUUGUAAAUAUGAUGUUAAUAUUUACACAAUUUAAAAUAGAGAUUGUUUUAUUUUGGAGUGAGAAAAAGAACAUUAACAGGCAUGUCUGUGCAGCUGGGGGAUAUAGUAAUGCACCAUGUUUCAUCAUUCCAAAGCUCCAACCAAUCACAUGAGGUUCCCAAACUGAAGACUUUGUACAAAGCAUUUGGAUUCUGUUCUUAUGUGCUUUUCCCCACCAUCUCAAAAUAAAAUAUCAUCAUAUAAAUAUUGAGGGGAAUGUUUCAAAGUAAAUUUUUGUUGUUGAGUGUGCUCCUACCCCAGCCCCCCAAAAGGAAAACUGUUUACAGUAGAAAUUCCUAUACAUAGGUUUUGCCUGUAUCACACUUUAAACAUCUUGGGGUGGGGGGAUAGUUUUCUAUGUUCGCCUUCUGUCCAAGCCAGUACAAAGUCAGGGAAUUUAUUUCCUGGCACGUGAGCUACUAGUCCCUCUAAAAUUAUACAUGGAAACGGUUUAGAAAUACUAUGAAGGACAGUGCAUGCGUGUCUGUCAGUAAAAUUCAGUGUGGAGCUUCUCAUUUUAUGGAAAACAUUUUUAACCUUACCUCAACAUUCUUCAGUGUAUUUCUUAAUUAUGUUUAAGUGAAAUGGACUCACAGAUUUUAUUUUUUGAACUGUACCCAUCGGUGUAUAUUGUUAAACCCUUGACUUUGAUGUAUGUAGCCCGCUCUUUCUUGUGCACUAAAAUGAGGGAGUGUGUAUAAUGGUCAAUGCAAUAAUCCAAUGCAUGGACUAUCUAAUGAUCGUUUUAAACCUUGUCUGUCCUCCAAAAGGGAUAGGCGGCAAAAGAAGGUCUUAUUUAAAACAAUUCUUUGUGGGCUCAGGACUUGACCACACCCCUGAAGUAAGAAUUCCCAAAGGGGGAAGGCACUACUGUGGGGCCUCACCCUCACUCUGAGGGUGCACGCACCCACCCAUCCGGCCCCUUGAGCUUCAUCCCCAUCUAAUUUUAAGGCACAACUUUUCUCAAGGAAGAAUCAUCAUGUUUUGACUUACCUGGGAGGAAUUUCGGGUACUCAGCUAUCGAUGAGGCCAAGGUUAGGACUUCUGAGUUUAGUCCCACUAGUAUUCCACUUGUUCUUCUUUGUCAUCAGCUAAACAAGGUUUUAACGGAAUCCUGCAGGAUGGACAUAAUCUCAGAAGUGCAUUAGGAUUAGAUUUAUUAUCAAUUUAAUUACCUUUAAGUUAGAAGGAAACACAAAUCAUGAAAUGUUUGCUUUUCCUAGAUCGUAGAGUUCUCCAUUAACUGCGUGAGUAAGAAGGAUGUUCCUGCUCAUAUUUUCUGAACGGCCAAAACUUAGGGACUUGAAAAAUGAGAUUGCUUUCACACUGCCUUUUGCUAUCACUCUCUAUUACCUUUUCUCAAUAGCAUGUGGUUUCUACCGGGAAGCUUCACAGAAGGAAUAGGUCCAUGACUAACUUUCUCUAGUCUCCUGGCAAUAGGAUUUCAAUGUAAUAGGUUGUAUAUAAUCUCAAGGCCUGUUGGUGGGGAUCAGUUCCUAGACAGCUGUCCAAGGGCUGGGAAAAUCCAAGUUCUCUUCCUGGUUCCAGCACUGAUUUUGUACAUAAACCGUAGGCAAGUUGCUUGACCCGUUUGCUUCAAACUCUCUCAAGUGCUAAUGAUUCUCUGUUACCUUCUCUCCAUCACAGGGUGUUCUUUUUUAUGAAGAAAGAUUUGAACAUGAUAAAAGCUAAGAUGCCUUCUAACUUCAUAAACCUAUAAUCUAAUGAUAUGUCGAAAAUCACCCCCCACAUACCAACUCAACUUGUUUCCUGUGAACACAUAAAUAUAUUUUUAUAGAAAACCAAAUCUGCAGGAACGCACUCUACUGUUCCAUGAGCAGUAUGAUUUGCACAUGCCAUCAAAAAUUAUUAAUCCGAAGAUAAUUAAGCAGGGUCUUUGCUAUACAAAAGGGUUUUUCACGAAUUUUGCAGGUGUAUUUAUAAGAAAAUGUGAAUUUGGGGGAUUUAUUCUGUUGGUGUAAAGGCAUCUGAUAUUUUAGAUGUAUCCAUGUUUAUAAAAGUGUAAAGCACAAUGAAAUUAUGCUGGAAUUCUCAAAUAAUAUUUUUCCUACUUUAUAUUCAUGGAAGAGAUGAGCUCAAGAGAGAACAAAAAUGAAAAAUGUUGGUGUGAUUUUCUAAGCGUUUAAAGCAUAAUUGCCAAUUGAAACCCUAAAAAUGUUUACAUGUCAUUAAGAUAUGAGUCUUGUAACAAUUUUACAUUGAUUAUAAAGGGAUUGGGUUUGUAAUCUGUGGUCGUAUCUAUCCCAGUGUGCCCAUAGUGAAAUAAGUAGGGUUGAGCCAAAGCUUUCUUUAUAUCUUAAAUUGUUUGAUUACAACCCCAAACAGGUAAAAGGUAUGUAGAAACUGGUUUCCCUGAUUUUCUGUUGGCUUAGGUUAAUAUUCAUAGUAGAACUUGCUUAAAAUGUGUUUGUAUUGUAGGUGGUGUCUGUAUUACACUUAUGGAUAUGUUUGGUUUAAAAAAUAUUUUCAGUAUACAAGAAAUUCAACUUUCCAAAUAAACAUUCGCCUUCAUGUACUCUAAAA